GACCUGGGUGAUACAUAUAGGGCGGCCCUACGUUUCGGGGGUUGAAAGCCCUAGUCUGAAUAGACGCAAACUCUUUUUGAGUUUGCUGCUGCUCUGCGCCGUCGUCGUGCUCGUCGUCGCACUCUCUUGCUCCUCCGUUCGCGCUCCCAGAUCGUUGUGAAGUGCUAUGGCUGGUUCUGCUCCCGAAGGUUCUCAGUUCGAUGCCCGCCAGUAUGAUGCCAAGAUGGAGACUGUCUUGGCUGGCGAGGGUGAGGACUUCAUUUCCACAUGGGAGGAGGUCCACGAGACCUUUGAUGUGAUGGAUCUACAUGAGAAUCUUUUAAGGGGAAUUUACGCAUAUGGUUUUGAGAAGCCAUCUGCUAUUCAACAGCGUGGUAUUGUACCCUUUACCAAGGGCCUCGAUGUUAUUCAGCAAGCACAAUCAGGGACUGGCAAGACUGCUACCUUCUGCUCUGGUAUUCUUCAACAAUUGGAUUAUCAACUCCUUGAGUGUCAAGCACUGGUUUUGGCACCAACUAGGGAGCUUGCUCAACAGAUUGAGAAGGUUAUGCGAGCUCUAGGUGAUUAUCUCCAGGUAAAGGUACAUGCGUGUGUUGGAGGUACCAGCGUAAGGGAGGAUCAGAGAAUUUUGCAAGCUGGAGUCCAUGUUGUGGUGGGUACUCCUGGUCGUGUGUACGAUAUGUUGCGUAGGAACGCACUUCGUGCUGAUGCAAUCAAGUGCUUCGUGCUGGACGAAGCUGACGAAAUGCUCUCGAGGGGAUUCAAGGAUCAGAUUUAUGACAUUUUCCAGCUUCUUCCCCAGAAGCUUCAAGUUGGUGUGUUCUCUGCCACCAUGCCACCCGAAGCUCUUGAAAUCACCAGAAAAUUCAUGAACAAGCCUGUGAAGAUCUUGGUAAAGAGAGAUGAGCUGACCCUUGAGGGUAUCAAGCAGUUUUACGUGAAUGUAGACAGAGAGGAGUGGAAAUUGGAUACAUUGUGUGAUCUAUACGAAACUUUGGCCAUUACACAGAGUGUCAUAUUCAUCAACACUCGCCGAAAGGUCGACUGGCUCACCGACAAGAUGCGAGCUCGCGACCACACCGUGUCUGCGACCCAUGGAGAUAUGGACCAGAACACCCGUGAUAUUAUCAUGCGUGAGUUCCGCUCAGGCUCAUCCCGAGUGCUUAUUACCACCGAUCUCCUUGCUCGUGGUAUCGACGUUCAACAAGUGUCUCUGGUUAUCAACUACGACUUGCCUACCCAGCCUGAGAACUACCUUCACCGUAUCGGACGUAGUGGGCGUUUCGGACGUAAGGGUGUGGCGAUCAACUUUGUAACAAGAGAUGACGAUCGCAUGCUCCAAGAUAUUCAGAGGUUCUACAACACUGUGAUCGAGGAGCUGCCUUCCAAUGUUGCAGAUCUUUUGUGAGUUGUUGAUAUUGUUUUCUGUAGCACCAGGAAGAAGGGGUACUUCGUAGAUAUGCCGGUGCCCUUUCCAGUGCUGGUCGCGGAAGUAGUAUUGCGUAAAGGCCAGAUUGACGGAUCGAAUGAUUGUUUAGGAGGAGAUUCUUUAGAAGGAUCAGGCCUUAACACGAGUCUGCGCUGGUUGGAAGUGCCUUGAUCGGAUUUGGAGGACUGGAAUUUAUGGGGCAGUUAACGAAGGAAGUAUUUGUUACUAUCUAGAAGACUUGUUGUGGCCAAUCGUAUUUAUUGGGAGGCUUGUUUCUUUCUGGAGAUUGAUGUUGUCGAUCUGCAUUUGUGUGAUCUUAUGUCUUAGCCUUGCGCUCGGUGAUUUCUCGCACAACUCUCAUAAUCGCGUGUUUCUUCAACCAGUACCCAAUCGAUUUGUAUAACUCCGGCUUCUGAUAGUCCAGAAGAUGGACGUAGAAUAUCAACAGUUUGAAGCGCUCUGGGAAGAUGGAACAUCAUGCUAAAGAAAUAAAAGUUUCAAUCACUCCGUUGUA
Messenger RNA from Physcomitrium patens, 1943 nucleotides. RefSeq names its product eukaryotic initiation factor 4A-9. The record is from RefSeq and is a predicted model, not a curated record. Gene Ontology annotation, molecular function: nucleic acid binding; ATP binding; RNA helicase activity. NCBI's taxonomy places the organism in Eukaryota, Viridiplantae, Streptophyta, Bryopsida, Funariales, Funariaceae.